AUUUCCUCCUUUUAUUUAUAAUAACAAAUUCAAUGUCUAAGCGUGCUAACGAAGAUCAAUUUCCUAUUUCACAAAAUAAAAAAAGUCGCUCAACAAAGGAAGGACAUGCACCUAACUGUGUGGAUGAUACAUGCAAAGGUUGUGAUGUAGGUGAAGUAGAGAUCUCUUUUGUUCGUAAAGAUGCUACAGGAAAGACGAUCGACACUGAACCUAAUGCUCAAGAGCUUUUAGCCAUGGCCAUCGAUGAGGCAGCUAAUCAAAAAUACAAUGAUAAAGAUGAUAAUGAAAAUAAUGAUAUGGCUCAUCGCCUGUUUGAUAUGGCUAUAGAAAAAUAUCAAAAAGAAGAACCUGACAAUCAUCUAGGCUAUGCUACAUGCUUAAUUGAAUUGGGUAAAGCUCUUCAAGUAGAAGAAAGUAUUCGUGAAGGUCUAGAAGUUCUUCGUGGUGAACAAAAGAAACAAAAAGGAAACAAAGAAAUUUUGCUUAAAUUAGCAGGUGCUGCUAUCAUAUUAGCUAAUUUGCUUCGUAAGAAAAAGGACACCUAUUUUGAAGAACAAGAAGCUGAACUGAAAGAUAGCGAUGGUGAAAUAGAUGAAGUAGCUUAUGAAGAACUUUUACAGAAGCAGCAAGUUUCUAGAGAGGAAAUAAAGCUAUAUAAGGAUGCAAUUAAUCAUGCUAAGGAAGCCUUUGAAGAUAUCGAAAAGGAAGAAAAUGAAUCAAUUCAAAAAGAAAUACAGACUGUUUUACAUGAAUUAAGAGCAUAUGGUCAAUUGCUUACACAACCUUUUCAUCAAAUUCACGUUAAUACUGUGCUGGACGCUGUUAUUAGUUUUAUUCAAAAACUUCCUAAAUACGAAGAAGAUGCUGAUUUGUUAAUUUUAUGGGCUGCAUGUCUUUUACAUAAAGAGAAGUUUAUAGAAAAUGAAGAUGAAAAACUUAUCGUAAUGAAAAAGAUUGAUGAUAUGUUAAUUAAAGCAAAUAAAACACAUCUUCUUCAACACGGUAAAGAGAGUGCCUGGGUUUGGGAAAUGUAUGCUAUGCUUCGUAUUAAUCAAUCUAAUUUGGCCGAAGAUGAAGACAAAGCUUUAGAUUUAUAUGAUGAAGCAAUUAAAGCUUUCAAGAAAGCACAUGCAUUGGAUCCAGACAAUCCAAAACUUUCUGAAAUGGUCAAUAUGCUUGAAGCUUCUCCAGAAGAAGAAGAAGAAUAAAUAAAAUAAAUAAACAUAUGUGUAUAUAAAUAUAUGUAUAUAUAAAUAAUACUGUAAUACGCUUUAUCUCUAUGAAUAAUACAUGCUAUAUGUAUAUAAAUAUAUAUAUUCUUUCACAUGUAAAAUAAAAAAAAAAAAUUAAAAAUAGUAAAUGC
Cokeromyces recurvatus is the source of this 1363-nucleotide messenger RNA. RefSeq lists its product as uncharacterized. Gene Ontology annotation, molecular function: protein binding. The coding region runs from base 33 to 1208 and encodes 391 amino acids. The record is from RefSeq and is a predicted model, not a curated record. The transcript has 3 exons. NCBI's taxonomy places the organism in Eukaryota, Fungi, Mucoromycota, Mucoromycetes, Mucorales, Mucoraceae.